AUGGAAGAAGAAGAUCAAAAGGGAAAUGAAAUCACAGAAAAAAUGAUCAAGGAAUCAAUAAAAAAGAAUGGUGGAUAUGAUACACCAAGAUUAAACGAAAAACUCUAUUUACAUUACCUAUCUAUCACUGAUAUUACAAAUUUAGAUCAAUUUACAGGUCUUAGAUCACUCUGGCUAAAUAACAAUGCCAUAUCAGAGAUCAAAGGUUUAUCACAACUUACAAAUUUGAACUCUUUAUUCCUUCAUAAUAAUUUACUUGAAAAAAUUGAAGGCCUUGAAAAUUUACACCACCUAAAGAAUUUAAUUCUAUCAUACAACUAUAUUACACAGAUUGAAGGCUUAGAAGGACUUCAUGAAUUAAAUACUCUCGAAAUCGAUCAUAAUAAGCUGAAGAGACCAGAUAGUAUAUCAGGAAUUUCAGCAGCACCAUCAAUUACAGUUCUUAAUAUAUCAGAAAAUGGAAUUGAAGACCCUGCUUUCGCAGAAUAUUUACCAACGCUUCCAAAUCUUCGUGUUUUACGUAACAGUGGUAAUCCUGUAUGCAGAAACAUGUCUGAUCACAGAAGACAGCUAAUUGCAAAGAAUAAAGAGCUCAGAUACUUAGAUGACACUCCAGUUGAAGAUGAAGACAGAAGAGUUAUCCAUGCUUGGGCAAGAGGUGGCCUUUCAGCAGAACAAAACGAAAAGGUACUUAUUCAUGAUGAAAAGGCUGCUGCUGUCCAUGAAGCUGUCAUGGAGUUUAAUCGCUUACAGAAAGAAGGAAUUUUGGAACGUGGAGAGAAAUUAGAAGAUCAUCCAGAAUUACUUGAUGAUGACGGAAACUUUACUUCCAAUUUUAUGGAUAUCGAUGACUGA
This is a messenger RNA of Trichomonas vaginalis G3, 855 nucleotides long. RefSeq lists its product as uncharacterized. Gene Ontology annotation, molecular function: protein binding. The coding region runs from base 1 to 855 and encodes 284 amino acids. The transcript has a single exon. Lineage: Eukaryota; Parabasalia; Trichomonadida; Trichomonadidae. The record is from RefSeq and is a predicted model, not a curated record.